Molecule: messenger RNA, 2455 nt
Organism: Leucoraja erinaceus (little skate)
Lineage: Eukaryota; Metazoa; Chordata; Chondrichthyes; Rajiformes; Rajidae
Gene: ubxn11
Product: UBX domain protein 11
Exons: 15
Coding region: 249-1880 (543 amino acids)
Biological process (GO): proteasome-mediated ubiquitin-dependent protein catabolic process
Molecular function (GO): ubiquitin binding
Source: RefSeq, a predicted model, not a curated record
UUAACGGAGGGGGAGGAGGGAGGAGGGAGUGAACACGGGGACGGGCUACUGGAUUACAGGGUCAGCAGCAGUGUCUUGGUUACUGGGCAGCGAGGAAGGUCUGGAGACUUCUCAGUUAGCAGGGUGGGAGAAGCUAGUGGGGUCUAGAGUCUGCUCAUUUGUCUUGGAAGAGAGUGGCUGGGGAUCUGGGCACUGGUCAGUGCAGUUAAGGCCAGAAGGUGGAUUGAGCAUCGGAUAUUGGAAGGACAAUGAGCUCUCCGCUGUCAUCUCUGGGAAAGCUGAGGAAAGUCUCGCUGCACCUGCCGGAGCUGCAGGGUCGCGGCAAACAAGUUGUCUGCUUUGAAGAGAACUAUACAGAUGAUGAGGCUGCCUUACUGAGUGAAAUCCUACCUCUAUCAUGGGCACACAGCCCAAUAUCGUCCAAUCACUCUCCACCAACAAAGUCAAAGGCAAAUGGCUUUAGUCCUGGUGACAAUGAACUCAUGUCUACAAUGAUGAAGCGGCUAACCAAAAUGGAGCAGCGCGUCCAAAGCCAAGCACUGGAGAUCAGCAGGAAGAAUCAGCAAAUAGCUGUAUUGGAAGAAAAGCUGAGUGUGCUCCAACUAUCUAACAAAAUAGCAGAUGAGCCCAAGAGACAGCAGGAGCUGGCAAGAUACCUCCAGCUACAGAAUCAAGUGUGGGAAAUGGAAAAGUUCCUGAACGAUUACGGGAUGAUCUGGGUCGGUGCCAAGGAGGAUGAAGCCAGUAAUGUUUAUCUAAAGGAAGAAGAGGAAUCUAGAGUGAACCCUGCUGCCAGUGGGCCAGUUCUGUACCCAGACGUCAGUGACCAUAAUGGUGCAGCCAGGGAGAGCAGCCAGCAUCAGCCACAGCAAUCUUGCGUGACUGAGUCCGGUGAAAGUGAUGCCACGACAAAAUAUUCUCAAAUAAAUUUUGAUUUGGUUCAACAAAAUAUCAAAGAUCUGAAUAUUCUGGCUGGUGAAGGGGAAGCUGCUGUUGAGCACGUCACAGGAGGAGCUCGGCUAAAGAGACCAGAUCCCAUACCCCUCACUCUCUUCCAAAAUGGGAUAGUGAUGUUUAAUGGUCCAUUCAGAUCAUUCAGCCAGCCUUCAACACAGCGUUGUAUGCAGGAUAUCAUGGAUGGAUAUUUCCCUUCAGAACUGCAGAUCAGAUUUCCAAAUGGAAUUCCAAUCAAGGUGACUGAUAAACGGGAUGUGAUCUUCAGGGAUAGACGAGAACGUGUGGAAUUCCCUGGUGUGGGACACAAAGUAGAUGGAUAUCCUGGUUACACAGGCUCCAAAGUGCCAGAUUUUGAGUUUGUGAAGGAGACGAGUGAAGUUUCAGGUCAGCAGCUCUCAGUGGAGCAAUUUCUGAACAAACUACCCAAAUCGGUCAUCCGCUCUGGGAAGGUGUUUGACAUCAGGGGAGAGAUCAAAGCCCUGCUGCAGGUGCCUCCCAAAGCAGCAGAUGAAAGCAUAACACUGAUCGAAACUCCAUGUCUACUGGCACUGAAGGAGAGGCUGGAGGUCCAAGAGGAAAUUGCCCCAACGUCGAGGAACAUCGCCACCCUCAGGAUCAAAUCAGAGAGCGGAGAGACCACAUACAUCGUGAAAAUGUUUUUCUCAGAGACUAUUGGAGAUCUUCGUACUCAGCUGGACCAGAGCAGGGGAGAACAGCAGGUUGAUUACGACAUUAUCAGCACCUUCCCCCAGAAGGUCUACAGUGACCAGAGCAAGACGCUGAAGGAAUGUGGACUCGUCCCAAACGCCACCCUCAUCCUACGACCACAGCGGCCCCAGGUCCUUGGACAACAGCAAGAAAUGGUCACUCUUUGCAACGAACAAAUCUCUCGGAACGAAGGCCUCCUGCCGAGACAUGGAUGAUUAAAACCAAGUUGAUAGAAGAAGCCUGCAGUCCACCCACUAAUACUGAGAGUGAGUCACAGCAACUGUGUCCGAUGGGUGUGGCUCUGGAGAAUCAUCAAAAUAUGUUAUCAAAUGUCUACUGUAAAAUUAGAAAGUACUGUGUUAUUUUACCCUACUAAAUAGCUAUGCAGAGAAUGGCUCCGUUUAUAAAGGAAUAAUUUUAAUUGUCCAAACUAGCCAUUCACUUGAUUAAAUGCCAUGAUAGUUCUGUGAUAGUUCAGGUGAGGAUCCCUUAACCCGAUCUCUCAACAAAAUCGGACACAAAGUCGGAAAGCCGAAUGCUAAGUUAAUGAAAUCUUCAACUGGUAAACUGGGUUAGAUAUGGUCUACCUUCUGGCAGUUUGAAUGUCCUGAUUCCUCCUCACUCUUCAAAGCCACUAACGGAUUAAACCUGCCUGCUGUUCCUCUUUAAACGUAACAGGUAUCAGGCAUUUGAUUGAAAUAAAUGAUGUGUGUUCGUUAACUGUGACUAAAACAUACACGAUGGAUAUUAUCCAAAAUUGUAAAAAAUAAAAAUAAAAGUGAAAAGAAAA